Messenger RNA from Macrosteles quadrilineatus (aster leafhopper), 4895 nucleotides. Its product is annotated as transmembrane channel-like protein. The transcript has 18 exons. Bases 1 to 4848 code for a protein of 1615 amino acids. The record is from RefSeq and is a predicted model, not a curated record. Gene Ontology annotation, molecular function: mechanosensitive monoatomic ion channel activity. Gene Ontology annotation, cellular component: plasma membrane. Lineage: Eukaryota; Metazoa; Arthropoda; Insecta; Hemiptera; Cicadellidae.
AUGAGUGAUGACAUUGAAAUGGUCCUGAAACAGGCCCAACAAGAGUCCCAACCUAGUUCUUCCCGAAGUCGGGAACGAAGCCGCACCCGAAGAGAAAAUACCAUCGGUAUUCUUCGUCUGGACACAACAGAUCCUCGGCGAUCUUCGGGCGGCUCCGUGGAACUUCGGACACCUUCGCAGCUAAGUACUCAGGGAUGUGUGGAGCCUUCUUCUCCUCACCUGUCUGUAGACAGGCUCUCUGUGACGUUUGCUGCAGAAUCACCCUGUGUCGUCUCUAUGGACAAAGUGCGCUUUGAGUCUGAUGCUGAGGAGGAUGAAGACUAUUCGCAGAGUGUUAGUGCAAUUUUCCAACGCAAGGCCUCAACAAGACACAGUCGCAAGCGACGUCGCUCGUCCAGCCCCAAGUUUGUGACGGAUGUGGACGACGGACAAAAUAGUGGAAAGGUCCGCAAUAGAAGACGAUCUUCUGUCUUCACAACAAGCUCUGGAGAUACCGCCAUAUCUGUGGAGGACGCGGUCCAGGAGCAGAUCCUCCAGAACAUCAAGCUGCACAAGGAAGUCCUCAGCAGUGUGAAGCAGCAGCCAUGGAACAUGAGGAGGAAACUGAGGCUCGUGAGACAGGCCAAAGCAUACAUCAGGCGUCAUGAGGGAGAGUUACAGGAGAGACUGGCGCAGAGUCGCAGCACCAGGGAUAUUCUGGCGCGGUUCAACAUUGUCAUUAUCAGGCACUGGCAGCACACCAAGCGGGAGUUGGCAAACCUGUUGAACACCCUGAUUCCCUGGGAGAUCAGGAUUAAAGAGAUAGAAUCACAUUUUGGCUCAGUCGUUGCUUCUUACUUCACGUUCCUCCGAUGGCUGUUCUGGGUGAAUCUUGUCACCGCUGUGAUCCUCAUUGUAUUUGUUGCAGUGCCCGAGCUGGUAAUGUCAAAUCCUGAAAAAUCAGGAAUGCGCAAGAAAAUGCUGGAGCAAGAAAAAGCUAAUGCUACCAACCUUUUCACUCUCUGGGACUUUGAUGGAGUCCUGAAGUACUCUCCUCUUUUCUACGGCUACUACUCACAUCGGGAUCCAGAGCCAUAUAGUUUAGCCAAGAAGAUCAAUUAUUCAAUGCCUCUUGCCUACUUUAUAACAGAACUGGUUGUUUACAUUUACAGCUUUGUAGCUAUAUUACGCAGAAUGGCAGAGAACUCACGUCAGAGCAAGUUAUCAGAGAAGGACGAUGAGUGUGUUUUUACAUGGAAGUUGUUCACGGGUUGGGACUACAUGAUUGGCAACUCCGAGACAGCUCACAACCGAACGGCUUCUAUAAUACUUGGCUUCAAAGAGGCACUGCUUGAGGAGGCCGAGAAGAAACGGGAUGAAGGCCGAAACUGGAAAGUGACGAGUUUGCGAGUGUUUGCGCACAUGAAUGUUUGUUGGUUGCUGGGUUCAUCGGUCUACGCUGUGAUCCUAGUGGUCCAAAGAUCCACAGAGUUGGAGCUGGAGCAUAAUCACGGUUGGUGGCGCAAGAAUGAAAUCACAAUUGUAGUGUCCCUCAUCACCUCGCUCUUUCCAGUGUUCUUUGAAGUAUUCGGUAUUAUUGAGCAAUACCACCCAAGAAAGAAACUGAGAAUGCAAUUAGCAAGGAUUAUGGCUCUCAACCUCUUGAAUAUUUACACACUGAUAUUUGCUUCAUUUUCAAAAAUAAAUGCAAUGAGUGACUUGUUAGAGAAAAUGAGAGGAAACGUGACUCGUCAAGUUCCAGAAGCACAUUUUCAUGAAGAUGAAGACCAAUUUAAGGAUUAUUUAACUGGGGUGUCACCAUUCUGGGAUCAUAACCUCACAGGAUCACAAGAAUGGUAUGAGGAUUGCAGAAACAUCACGAUUCCUUGCUCAAUGACAUCCACGGUUGGAGUUCAACUAAUGUUUGGUCUGUCCCUAUUUACCUCAAAUCUGUCUACGUUUACUACUAAAUCAUUUGAAGAUUCUUCUAGUUCUUCACCAUCUUUCUCAACAGACUUUUUCACUUCCUCUCCGAUGUUCGAUCGUUCCAAUACUUCUGAGAAAUUUCUCAGUUUCAGUGAAUCUAAAGAUUUAGAAGUAAACAAUGUUACUUCAGGAGAGUUCGAUGGGAAUUUCACCCUUCCUGAAUACAUUGAUGUAGGUUUAAGUGAGAUUUAUGCUGAUUAUAAGAACAGUUUGGAUGGUAACACUAGUGAGUUUGAAAAUUAUAUAGAUCCAAGGAAUGGAACCACUUUUAAUUUUAGUGAAAUUUCAAAUGACACUUACUUUGAGACAACGACCGAUAUUUCAAAUUUUUCGACUUUCAAAAAUAGUGAGUCGACAGAAAGAGAUACUCUUACCACCCCACAAGGAAGAGAUGAGACACCUAGUACUAUGGAAACAACAUCUGAGUUUUCUACAAGUUCAACUGGAUCUGCGAGUACGAACAUAGAAGAACUGUGUGUUGUUGUGAAGUGUGAAACCAUAGCAAAACCUUCAGAAAAGACAACAACACCGACUCAAACAACUAGCCAAAGCAUGAUGACUACACAUACAGCAGCUACAAUUGGAUAUCUUGAUUCAGGUGAUCCAAACCAAAGAUGGUCCAAACGUCGUCCGUAUCCCAAGAAAGAGGACAUGACACCUUAUAUAAAGUCUCUCGAUGAGGAGUCUAAAAAAAAGCUUGUUCCAUUAUGUUGGGAGACCAUGUUUGGCAGGGAAAUGGUCAAACUCACUGUGAUGGAUUUGGUCAUGACUGUCAUUUCCACUCUGAUGGUGGACUUUUUCCGAGCGGUGUUUGUCCGUUUCAUGAACAACUGUUGGUGCUGGGACUUGGAGAAGAAGUUUCCGCAGUACGGAGACUUCAAGAUCGCAGAGAACAUUCUCCACCUAGUCAACAACCAGGGGAUGGUCUGGAUGGGGAUGUUUUUCUCCCCUGGGCUUCCACUCAUCAAUGUUAUCAAAUUGGCAAUCAUGAUGUAUCUCCGCUCAUGGGCCGUCCUUACCUGCAACGUCCCUCAUGAGGUUGUGUUUCGGGCGUCUCGCUCCAACAACUUCUACCUCGCCCUACUACUCACCAUGCUGUUCCUCUGUGUUCUGCCGGUUGGGUACGCCGUGGUCUGGGUCGUACCGUCUUGGCAUUGCGGUCCUUUCUCUCGAUACCAUCGCAUCUACCACAUCUUCACAUCUAGUCUUAAACAGGGUUUGCCGUACGACUGGCUCCACAAAGCUUUCGACUACAUAGCUUCACCAAGCAUCGUCAUCCCUCUACUGAUGUUGCUAGUGCUCAUCAUAUACUACCUCAUCUCUCUUACAAGUGCUCUCCGAGAAGCUAACAAUGAUCUGAAAAUCCAAUUGCGAAGAGAGAGAACAGAAGAGAGGAGGAAAAUGUUCCAAUUGGUCGACAAAAAGAGACAAGAGGCAGAAAAUCCUAGUCUUAAGUGGAAGAAAGCAAUGCCAAACUUUCCAUAUGGAAAACUGUCCAUAGCUGAUAUUCCUAUAGAUCUUCUUAAAGUUGGUGCGAUCAAUGGAAAUGCAAAUUAUGAAUCAACAAAGAAAGAUUUAAUUGAAGAAUUCAUGAAAAAAGCAAAGAGAAUGCCAUCUGGGACUUCUGAAGAGGAGAAUAUUCUGCUUGAUGCAGGAGACGGAACAGAUGCUGAACAACACGACUCUCUGCCCUACGACGUCGCCAAGGACCCUAAAUAUGCAGGGCUCAUCAAGAAAAAGGAUGGUGCUGACAAGAAGAUACUGAAAUAUGAAGAAACAAAAAGGAGGAACGGCAAGAAAAAGAUAGAGAAAGAAAAGCAUUCAUCAAGUAAAGAAGAUGGAUCUGAGAACAGUGUGUGGUCAGAAAUUCCAGAAAUUCGCAUAAUCCAGACAGAGAGCAAUGAACGGCUAGACAUAGACAAUCAGUCUGAUGAGGUGAAACCUUCCAAAAUCAAGGACAAAUCUAGAAGUAGUUCUUCACAACAGCAAGUCAAGAAAAAGAACGAGAAAAAAGUAAAGAGUGGUCAGUCCACUAGAAAUGAAACAGGAGAGAAAAGGAGUGAUUCAGCCAAAAGUUCUCCAAGACAUACUAAGAAGAUUAACAAACAAAAGAAGAGAAGUAGUAGUAAAACAGAAGGGGAAUCAUCAAUCGAUGCAGCGGAUUCCGGAAAUGAAAUUAGCGAAGAAACGUUACCUACAGAGAGUAAUAGAAAGAAUUUUGAUAACAAAACAACUGAGAAGCCCAAAGUCCACAAGUUAAAGGCCAUCAUCACAGCAUCACAAGCAAUGAAGAAGAGGGAAAAAUCCCAACCGAAGCAGAAUCAAGAUGAAAGUGAGGGAAGGACUGGGAAAGAUCACAAUAGAAGAACUGUAAAAAAUAAAGAAGAAAGCUCUCACAAAAAAUCAUCCAAAUCAAAAUUGAAAAAUGAGAGCGAUGAAGACUCUGUUUUGAAAUCUUCCAAAGAGAGUGGAGAUGAUUCUCAAGAUGAAGGCGAAGAGUCAGAAAACUCAGAAAACAGUGAUGUCUCUGAUGAUGAAAGUGAGCAUAAAAGUGAAAGUGAUGAAGAACUUACGCAUUCAGAAAGUGAUACUAAAACUGAUAGUGAAUCUAAAACAAGCAGCAAACACUUGAAGAAACAAUCAAACAGUACAGAAACUGAAGGUAGUGAUGUAUCAUCUCAUACAGUCAAAAAGCUUGAAGUUUUGAAACAGAAGCAAGUGAGCAAAAGUGGAAUGGAAGAUGAGAAUGAUGGGGAACGUUCAAAAACACAAACCUCGAAAGAAAACAAAAGUUCUAAAAAAGCCAUGGCUCGAUUUAAAAUAGCAAAUGUUCUCUUAAAAGAGGCUAGGAGAAGAAGCAGUUCUGGUCUUGAAGAAAAGUAAUAUGUAAUAUAAAAUAGAAACUGUCGGCUAGUUACUAAAAUACUAAU